AAUUUCCAUCUGAAAAGUCGCCCUGCGAAAUGGCUCGUAUACUUAUUCUAACAAUCUCACUGGCGUUUGUUCAUUUGUCGCAAUCCUCAAAUGUGACGAUCCAAUUACCCGACCUCAGAAACGAAAAUGGCUCUCAAGCUAUGUUCAACUACCUGGAAUUCAAGUUCACAAUGCUUGAAUAUGAUCUAAAGGAGCAGAACGAAAUCCUCACACGCAAUCAAGCUCGGCUGGAGAGAAAUUACGCAGGGAUGCUUUGGAUGUUGACACAAUUCCAAGAGGCAACUGGCCGAAACAUCACGAUGCUGCUCGACCAAAGCUGGCGGCUAUUGGAGGAACAAAAAAGUUGCUCAAAUCACGAUGAUUGGCGCAAGCAGAUUUUGAAUUUGAAUCCGAUGAAAGCUCCCUCAGAAUAUAUGGAAAUUUUACUGAAGCAUAGAAUCCCUGGUCCAUACGAUUCUUGCAGCACUGAACCGAGCAAAACUUCAGGAAAAUAUAAACUUCAACCGCUUAUAGAAGAGGAAAAAUUUGUUGGAUUUUGUGAACAAACUAAGUUCGGCGGCGGCUGGUUAGUAAUUCAGCAUCGGUAUGAUGGCACGGUUGACUUCUAUCGAAACUGGACCGAGUACAAAAACGGGUUCGGAGACGCUGAGAAAGAGUUCUGGAUCGGCUUGGAACUAUUGCACAAACUUACCUCUUCGAAACCUUAUCAACUUCUGGUCGAGUUGGAAGACUUCACCGGAGUGUCUAAAUAUGCGAAAUAUGCUGAGUUUGAGAUAGGCAAUGAAACCGAAAAGUACGCGCUAAAGAAAUUGGGGACCUACAGUGGAACUGCGGGAGAUUCAUUGGUCUACCAUAAAGGUAUGAAAUUCACUACCGUGGACAGUGACAAUGAUUCGAACACUGCUAAUUGUGCUAUUAUCAAUUCCGGUGCUUGGUGGUACAACAGCUGCCAUCACAGCAAUCUAAACGGAAAGUUUAUAAAUGUUAACGAUGUAUCGUCGAUGACAUGGUACCAUUUCAAGAAUGCCCAUUAUGGAUUGAAAUACUCCCGAAUGAUGAUAAAGGAAGUUAAAUAGUGUCUGAAAGGUGAAACAUUCUUAACAAUGGACGAAUUACGCUCGAAUAGCACUACCACAUUUCUUGUUGUUAUGAUUUAUCCUAAUGAAAUUCAAUUAACGUAGGGUAGUGAACGGCUUCCGUCAUAUUCGAGGAAUAUGAAGACGUCCAAAUGCGCUACAAGGUAUCUAGUAAUUUGUUUGUAGGAAUAAAUUUUACGCAUCUUUUACGUACAUCAAAAUGUGGUUAUAUUUGCAGCCCACAAGGUUAAAGAGGUAACUUUUAGUCUUUCGUUUAGGAGGGCAUAGCAAUUUCUGUCAAAACUAAAGCUCUGAAGCUCUAUCUUACAGGCCAAAUGUUCUAUGCUACUCGACUUGUAAAAAUUUUCAAGCGUUUUUUCGGAUUUCUCUGUGUUAGAGGACUUCUCUUCGCACACCGUAGUGUAUUUAAAUGUGUUUUUUCAGAUAGUUCAUUGCUAUCACUAGGCUGACGGGAUAUCAUGCCUUAUAGUGUGCAGACUUAGUGAUCGAUGUGUCAAGCAGAAAAAGUUGUAAUUGCCUGAAUUUUUAGUAUUGUUUCAAAACACUCUGACUUCAAAGUCAGCAUAGGUUUCAAAUUGCCAGGUACCUUAUCAUAAAUAUUUUAAACGUGUUACCAAAAAGUAUACUUUAUCAAUGAAUGAAUAAAAAGUACAUGGUUCGCUCUCGUUGAACACAUA
Molecule: messenger RNA, 1774 nt
Organism: Wyeomyia smithii (pitcher-plant mosquito)
Lineage: Eukaryota; Metazoa; Arthropoda; Insecta; Diptera; Culicidae
Product: ficolin-3-like
Exons: 2
Coding region: 30-1076 (348 amino acids)
Source: RefSeq, a predicted model, not a curated record